AUGCCUCCCCGAAUACCAAGACCAAUUCUGUCGCCCCUAAGCGGUUCCAGUUUAUGCAUUCGGCCAGCUACCGCUACCAAAGCAUUCAAAGGGCCCCUUCCCACGACCUUAACGGCCAAUGGCUCAACAUCCGCUCGAAAGAAGCAACGGGACCCCUAUGCGAUAGCCCAGGCGGCUCAGAGAAAAGCUGCCAAUGUAGCUAGGCAGAGGGUGCUACAGGAAGAGAGAACAGCAGCGAUGGGUGAUCCCAUCCGAGGCAUAAGAACUCCCUUUGUGGAAUCAUUCGACGACGUGGGAGGCGCAGCAGUGCUCUCAGAAAAGAAGGCAGAAGAUGGUUCCUUGCAGGGCCUCGAAGUCAAAACGGGUGACAAUGUGUUCCUCAAUCACUUCGUCAAACCCUCUGAGUUUGAGGAAUCCAUCAUACGCUCACACCUAUUGUCGAGACCACUAAGAGAAAAGCUCGAACAGUAUCGAGAUCCAGCCAAGGAAGCGGAAGAGCUGCAGAAGUAUGAGGAGGAGCACGAACGAGCCAUGGCUGCGUUGACCCGUAUUGUCAGUCUGGCAAAUGCAAGUCAGAAGGAUAAGACGAGGGCCAAUAUCCAGCGGUGUAUACAGACAUUUGGGCGCCACGAGACAGACUCUGUUCUUAGACCCCGACCGCCGAUCAAUCCCGUGGCUUUGGGGGGCAAGCCAUUGGCAGUGGGUACCCCUAGGGCAGGUCCGGACACAGGAAGCUCAGAGGUGCAAAUUGCAAUCUUGACGGCCAAGAUCAACGUGUUAGCGAACCAACUGGAGAAGAAGGGCGGGACUAAGGAUAAGGUCAACAAGCGAAAUCUUCGGUUGAUGGUUCAUAAGAGACAGAAGCUCUUGAGCUAUUUGCGGAAGAAGGAGCGCGGGAGUGACCGAUGGCAGAAUCUGGUCAGCACCUUGGGAUUGACAGAGGGGACUUGGAAAGGUGAAAUCAGCCUGUAA
Molecule: messenger RNA, 972 nt
Organism: Venustampulla echinocandica
Lineage: Eukaryota; Fungi; Ascomycota; Leotiomycetes; Helotiales; Pleuroascaceae
Product: Ribosomal protein-like protein S15
Exons: 2
Coding region: 1-972 (323 amino acids)
Biological process (GO): translation
Cellular component (GO): ribosome
Molecular function (GO): structural constituent of ribosome
Source: RefSeq, a predicted model, not a curated record